CUCCCCCUCCAUGGUGGAUUCCAAUUAGCUGCUUCUACAUAGUCACCUGUCAAGCACAAAUACACCUUUUUGUUUCCAUAAACUUCUCUCAUGCAUUUCCCUAAACAUACCCUUUUGGUGCAAUAAAUUCCUGGUAACUCGUAAGCCUCUCCCUACACUUGCACUUCAGGUUUCUCCUUCCAACUUCCAUAAUUUGUCUCUUCACACAAGCACAAGAAGAUGAGUUUUGAGGAGAAACCUGUAUCAGUUGGACCAUGGGGUGGGAAUGGAGGAUACCAUUGGGAUGAUGGUGUAUAUUCAACGGUUAGGCAAUUGGUGAUAGUUCAUGGGGAAGGAAUUGACUCCAUCCAGAUUGAAUAUGACAAGCAAGGGAGUUCUAUCUGGUCAUUGAAGUAUGGUGGAAGUGGAGGGUAUAAAAUUGACAAGAUCAAGCUUGAUUACCCAGAUGAGUUCCUAACAUCAAUUGAGGGAUACUAUGGUAGCUUAAGUCAAUGGGGACCAAUCUUCAUUCGGUCACUAAGUUUUGAGAGUAACAAGAAACUCUAUGGACCAUUUGGAGUUGAACAAGGGACAUAUUUUUCGUUGCCAAUGACUGGUGGCAAGAUUGUUGGGUUCCAUGGCAGGUAUGGUUGGCACCUCGAUGCCAUUGGAGUCAAUCUGAAGUCAUCUCAGCAACCAAAGCCUUCCAAAGCUUUGUCUUAUUCACAGAACAACAUGACUAACGCCACUGACAAUGGUCGUUAUUCUGUAAUACAAGGAAGUGUUGGCCAAGGCUAUGAUAUUGUUCUUGCUUUAAAACAGAAAGAUGAUUUUGGAAAAUCUCCAACUGUCAAGAUUUCUAGCUUCAAAGAACCAAACAAUAUUGAACCAAAAGAAAAGAUAGUUUUCGUGGAGAAGGCACCAUCAAUGGUUGAAGGUGUAGUGACAUAUGGACCUUGGGGUGGCACUGGUGGAUAUGUGUUUGAUGAUGGACCAUACACAGGAGUUAGGCAAAUUGACUUGUCCCGCAAUGUUGGAAUUGUAUGGAUUAGAGCUUUGUAUGAUCUGGAUGGGGAGCCUGUAUGGGGAUACAAACAUGGUGGGGCAGGAGGAUUUAAACAUGAAAAGAUAAUCUUUGAUUUUCCAUAUGAAGUUCUCACACAUAUAUCUGGCUACUAUGGAUCUCUGAUGUACAUGGGGCCAGCUGUUAUAAGGUCACUUACUUUCCACACCACCAAAAGGUCCUAUGGACCAUUUGGAGAUGAAUAUGGAACUUAUUUCACAACAAAGCUGAGAGAAGGGAAGGUUGUUGGUAUUCAUGGUAGAAGCGGCUUAUUUCUAGAUUCUCUCGGUGUGCAUGCAAUAGAAGGAAAAGUAAUUGUGCCAGUGGCAACAUCUCCUUCCAUGGAAAUCAUCUCAAGAGAACCAAGUAUUUCGGAAAUAGACAAUCCUCAAUGGCUAGUUGUUGCCAAACCAGCCCCAGUUGAACAGAUAAAACUGGAGUACCCAAAUGAGGUUCUCACUUGCAUAUCUGGCUAUUAUGGUUCAGUCACUGCUGAUGAACAACCUAUAAUCAUAAAGUCACUCACAUUCCAUACUAGUCGAGGACAGUAUGGUCCAUUUGGUGAUGAAGUAGGGAAAUACUUCACUUCAACCACAACAGAGGGCAAGGUGGUCGGUUUGCAUGGGAGGAGUAGCAUGUAUUUGGAUGCCAUUGGGGUCCAUAUGCAACAUUGGCUAGGAGGAAUUCAGAAAACUUCAAAGUUAUCCUUUUUCAAGCUAUUUUGAUUUGUGAAGAACAAUAAUGAAUGUGCAGAGUGCUGAGAUGAUAUAGCAUGAUUACUUGUAUACUAUCUAAAUAAUGUUUGGUGAAUGUUCUAACCAACUGUAAGAUUUGUUACACAAUGUGAAUAAUGUUGGUGUUAAUUUCUUUCACCUCAA
Molecule: messenger RNA, 1920 nt
Organism: Glycine soja
Lineage: Eukaryota; Viridiplantae; Streptophyta; Magnoliopsida; Fabales; Fabaceae
Product: jacalin-related lectin 3-like
Exons: 6
Coding region: 220-1767 (515 amino acids)
Molecular function (GO): carbohydrate binding
Source: RefSeq, a predicted model, not a curated record